GGCGGCGGCGGCGUGGAAACUGGCGUGGGCUGGGGGGUCCGAGCCGCGGGGGGCAGUGCCAUGCACAAGCACCAGCACUGCUGUAAGUGCCCCGAGUGCUAUGAGGUGUCUCGUCUGGCCGCCCUGCGGCGCCUCGAGCCUCCUGGCUACGGCGACUGGGGGCAGGUGCCUGACCCCUACGGGCCAGGUGGGGGCAACGGAGCCAGUUCCGGUUAUGGGGGCUACAGCUCGCAGACUCUGCCCUCGCAGGCAGGGGCCACCCCCACCCCUCGCACCAAGGCCAAGCUCAUCCCCACCAGCCGGGACGUGGGGCCAGUGCCCCCUAAGCCAGUCCCAGGCAAGAGCACCCCCAAACUCAACGGCAGUGGCCCCAGCUGGUGGCCUGAGUGCACCUGUACCAACCGGGACUGGUAUGAGCAGGCCAGCUCCGCACCCCUCCUAGUGAACCCCGAGGCCCUGGAGUCCAGCCUCUCGGUGAAUGGCAGUGAUGGCAUGUUCAAAUAUGAGGAGAUAGUACUGGAACGGGGCAACUCUGGCCUGGGCUUCAGUAUUGCAGGUGGCAUCGACAACCCCCACGUCCCCGAUGACCCCGGCAUCUUUAUUACCAAGAUCAUCCCUGGUGGAGCAGCUGCCAUGGAUGGGAGGCUGGGAGUGAAUGACUGUGUGCUUCGGGUGAAUGAGGUGGACGUGUCGGAGGUGGUACACAGCCGGGCCGUGGAGGCGCUGAAGGAGGCAGGGCCUGUGGUGCGGUUGGUGGUUCGGAGACGCCAGCCUCCGCCUGAGACUAUCAUGGAGGUCAACCUGCUCAAAGGGCCCAAAGGCCUGGGUUUCAGCAUUGCUGGAGGCAUUGGCAACCAGCACAUCCCAGGAGACAAUAGCAUCUACAUCACGAAGAUCAUUGAAGGGGGAGCUGCUCAGAAGGAUGGACGCCUACAGAUUGGGGACCGGUUGCUGGCGGUGAACAACACAAAUCUGCAGGAUGUGAGGCACGAGGAAGCCGUGGCCUCACUGAAGAACACGUCUGAUAUGGUCUAUCUGAAGGUGGCCAAGCCAGGCAGCCUCCAUCUCAACGACAUGUACGCUCCCCCAGACUACGCCAGCACUUUUACUGCCUUGGCUGACAACCACAUAAGCCAUAAUUCCAGCCUGGGUUAUCUCGGGGCGGUGGAGAGCAAGGUCAGCUACCCUGCUCCUCCUCAGGUCCCCCCCACCCGAUACUCUCCUAUCCCCAGGCACAUGCUGGCCGAGGAGGACUUCACCAGAGAGCCUCGCAAGAUCAUCCUGCACAAAGGCUCCACAGGCCUGGGCUUCAACAUCGUAGGAGGAGAGGAUGGAGAAGGCAUUUUUGUCUCCUUCAUCCUGGCAGGAGGCCCAGCCGACCUGAGUGGGGAGCUGCGCAGGGGAGACCGGAUCUUAUCGGUGAAUGGGGUGAACCUGAGGAAUGCAACUCAUGAGCAGGCUGCAGCUGCUCUGAAACGGGCUGGCCAGUCAGUCACCAUUGUGGCCCAGUACAGACCUGAAGAGUACAGUCGCUUUGAAUCGAAGAUACAUGACUUGCGAGAACAAAUGAUGAACAGCAGCAUGAGUUCUGGGUCUGGGUCCCUCCGAACAAGUGAGAAGAGGUCCUUAUAUGUCAGGGCCCUGUUUGAUUAUGACCGGACUCGGGACAGCUGCCUACCAAGCCAGGGGCUCAGCUUCUCUUAUGGUGACAUUCUGCAUGUCAUUAAUGCCUCUGAUGAUGAGUGGUGGCAGGCAAGGCUGGUGACCCCUCAUGGAGAGAGUGAGCAGAUUGGUGUGAUCCCCAGUAAGAAGAGGGUGGAAAAGAAAGAGCGAGCUCGAUUGAAAACCGUGAAGUUCCAUGCCAGGACGGGGAUGAUUGAGUCUAACAGGUCGAUCAAAACGAAACGUAAAAAGAGUUUUCGCCUCUCUCGAAAGUUCCCAUUUUACAAGAGCAAAGAAAACAUGGCCCAGGAGUGCAGCAUACAGGAACAGGGAGUGACAUCCAACACCAGUGACAGCGAAAGCAGUUCCAAAGGACAAGAGGAUGCUAUUUUGUCAUAUGAACCAGUGACCCGGCAAGAAAUUCACUACGCAAGGCCUGUGAUCAUCUUGGGCCCAAUGAAGGACCGAGUCAACGAUGACUUGAUCUCCGAGUUCCCGCAUAAAUUUGGAUCCUGUGUGCCACACACCACCCGGCCUCGGCGCGACAAUGAGGUGGAUGGGCAGGACUACCACUUUGUGGUAUCCCGAGAGCAGAUGGAGAAGGAUAUCCAGGACAACAAGUUCAUUGAGGCAGGCCAGUUCAAUGACAACCUCUAUGGGACCAGCAUCCAGUCAGUGCGGGCAGUGGCAGAGCGGGGCAAACAUUGCAUCUUAGAUGUUUCCGGCAAUGCUAUCAAGAGACUGCAGCAAGCACAACUUUACCCCAUUGCCAUUUUCAUCAAGCCCAAGUCCAUUGAAGCACUUAUGGAAAUGAACCGACGGCAGACGUAUGAACAAGCAAAUAAGAUCUAUGACAAAGCCAUGAAACUGGAGCAGGAAUUUGGAGAAUACUUUACAGCCAUUGUACAGGGUGACUCACUGGAAGAGAUUUAUAACAAAAUCAAACAAAUCAUUGAGGACCAGUCUGGGCACUACAUUUGGGUCCCAUCCCCUGAAAAACUCUGAAGAAUCCCCUCCAACCAUUCUCUUGUGAGCAGAAGAAAUCAAGUCCCUCUUCCUUCCUCCCUCUUCAUUCCUGUCCCUAUGGGGAGAACAAAUGACUACUGUUCUUGUCCCCUUUUUUAGAUAUGUCGAAAAUUGAGUUUUCUAGUCCUGUUCUUUGUUUUUGUUUUUUUUUAAAUUUUGUUUUGUUUUAGUUUAUUUUGGGGGAUGAUGCCAUCUCACUCAUCAUGUUACUGUGCCCAUUCCUGCAUGGACCUUUCCCAAGCGCUAGCACAGGUGCAAAUCCAUCAGAGCCAUUGUUUUCAUAAAAACCAAGCAGAAGCGAAGAGAAGCGAGGAGGACUGAUGGAAAGACAGACUCUGGACAGCUGCACGGCUUGUGAAGUGAGCUAAGUGCACCAUGUGAUGAGGUGCUCCUGGGCAUUUCUACCCACCUGUACUGCUGUCUUGCAGCUCAGAAUGGUGCAACGUAAUGGCAACAGAAAGUAUCUUAUUUAUAUAUAGAUAUAUAUGUAAUUUAUAUAAAAUAUAUAGAAAUUAUUAUAUAUAUAUUAUACGCUCUCCUAUAAUAUAUAUAUAUAUAUUCACACACAUUGGGACUAGAAAAUCUAUGGAGACUUCAUCAGUGGUACUAUGUUAUUAGAGAAAUGCUUUAAUUUUCAUAUUCCAAUCAGAUGGCAUCUUCUAUCCCACCUGGUUGGGGAGAGAUUGAAAAUGGUUGUAAGUGCUGUACCAGGGGCACUUGCAUUUGUCAUUCUCUUGAGAGCUGAGGUUGCUGGAAGUGGUCAGCCUGGGGCCUGAGAGAAAAAGGGCUUUUGCCUGGGGCAAGAGGGUUGGAGCCUUGACCCCAAAGCAGCUGCUGCCCUUGAGGUACAGUCAGUCUUGUGUGCUGAGAGACAGAGAAUGGCUAAUUAUGCUCCAUAUAAAAUUGCCUAUUGUUUUAUGCCACCUGAUGUGUCUGCAUGAGAGGUUUCCUUUUGUUCAUUUUUAAGCUGCUGUUAAACCAAAACCAUGUUGUGCUACUGUGUCAGCCUUUUCAUUGUUCCAAAUUUUACUUUUACUAUUUAAGUGAAUGCAUAGAAUCCAAUUUGCCAAUGUUCUAAAAGCUUAUGAGGUACUGAAGGAGCCAAGCCUUCGGGGACAGUAGGCGACCCGGACUUGGCCAUCCAGUCAGCAGAGGGAAAGCAGGGGCUGGUGAGGGCUGAGGGUAGGAGCUGGGGCUCUGCACUACCAUGCUGGCCCCUCACUUACCUGCCAAGGACGAGCUGGACUUGGCUGAGGUCUCUUAGUGGGGCUGCUGACAAGCAGAGGAGGCACUUGCCUUCUGACUCUGCCGGGACAGCAAGACAGUGCCAGGCUUGGCCAGCCGCAGAAGGAGUUUGAUUUUGAUUUUUUUUUUUGUUGCAGCUGCUCCAUAUGCCCUACCCUAGCCACCUCACCAACAGCUGGUAGCUUACUGUUUCUUCAAGAAGAAAGUAGAUUUUAAUGCUGUAAAUUUGAGCUGUAGAGCUAAGACUUGCUUACUGGUGAGCUGUGCAACCUUGUUGCUUUUUCCCAGAGUCUGAUAGCAGUGACUGUGGUCCAGGGAGCUUUCCUCCUACCACCAGUGUAGGCAGCAGGUGUGGUUCUGGCCCUACCCCAUCCCACUGUGCUCUUCUGAAGCCAACGUGCCUCCCUCACCUCCAUGCCAGAGGGAUGACGCAGGGGAGAACAUAGAAAUGCUUGGCCCUAGAGUUGAGCCACUAGGUUAGGACUGGUGCAGACAACACAGUGUUGAAGAUGUUUUAAGCACUACCAGCCAAAUUUAGGAAGUCUGCUCCCAGUUACCCUACCAGCAUCAUGAGGCUGAACUGUGAAGUAUGGGGCCCACAGGUAGGGUAACGAAAGGGGGCAGCAGCUUUCCCUUGGGCAGUACACUGGAGUGAAGGCAAGUGGCAUCAAGUGAUAGCUGCCCGUGACUCCGAUGAGGGAGGUGAGCAGGGAGUGUUGAUUCUCUGGCGGUAACCAAGUGAUGCGUUGGUGGGAACGAUGCUCAGCCCUCCCUCUCUCCCUCGCUCCCUCCCGGGGAAGAAGAGCAAAGAUUCAAAGUAAGCAUGACACUAGUUGGUUUACCAGUGUUCCUUCCAAGGAGACAUAUAUUUUUUAAUAAACGAUAGUUGCAAUGAA
Chinchilla lanigera (long-tailed chinchilla) is the source of this 4829-nucleotide messenger RNA. It is a transcript of the gene Dlg3, whose product is annotated as discs, large homolog 3 (Drosophila). The record is from RefSeq and is a predicted model, not a curated record. NCBI's taxonomy places the organism in Eukaryota, Metazoa, Chordata, Mammalia, Rodentia, Chinchillidae. Gene Ontology annotation, biological process: chemical synaptic transmission. Gene Ontology annotation, cellular component: postsynaptic density membrane; neuromuscular junction; neuron projection. Gene Ontology annotation, molecular function: kinase binding. The transcript has 21 exons. Bases 61 to 2667 code for a protein of 868 amino acids.